AUGACCUCAUCGCUCUUCGCAACCACCGUCGUCGCCAGCUUUUUCGUUGUUGGCCUGCCACAUCUCCUGCCCUGCCCGGCACCAAGAGUCACAUACGCCGAUGGAGAUAUUGUCGUAGGGGAGGACGGUCGACGGAGGAGGCGGAAGCGCCGCGAGACCCCGGAGAUCAAGGACGGCAUCGUCAACUUCGAUCAAGUCGGCGACGAGGAGACAUUACGAGCGAGAGAAGAGAGGUUAAAGAGGGAGUGUCCGGUACCGAAGCCGGGUGGCAUACUGGGAGAGUGGCUGGGAUUCCAUGGGCCGAGUAAAGCAUAA
Messenger RNA from Colletotrichum karsti, 315 nucleotides. Its product is annotated as alpha-mannosyltransferase. Gene Ontology annotation, cellular component: mitochondrial matrix. Gene Ontology annotation, biological process: mitochondrial respiratory chain complex IV assembly. The coding region runs from base 1 to 315 and encodes 104 amino acids. The record is from RefSeq and is a predicted model, not a curated record. The transcript has a single exon. NCBI's taxonomy places the organism in Eukaryota, Fungi, Ascomycota, Sordariomycetes, Glomerellales, Glomerellaceae.